Messenger RNA from Trichomonas vaginalis G3, 771 nucleotides. RefSeq lists its product as uncharacterized. The record is from RefSeq and is a predicted model, not a curated record. Bases 1 to 771 code for a protein of 256 amino acids. NCBI's taxonomy places the organism in Eukaryota, Parabasalia, Trichomonadida, Trichomonadidae. The transcript has a single exon.
AUGGUAAGGUCAUCAUAUGAACAUGAUGAAAAUGAUACAGUCAUUCAAUACAUUCAAUCAUCAUUCAACAACACAAAAGACAUGAUUAAACUUUACGAGUAUGUUGAAGACAACAUAUAUGAACAUGGAAACAAAACUAAUGGAUACAUCAGUACAUCAAUGCUACCAUUUCCAAUGGAUAUCAUUGAUAUUCAAAAAUGGAAUGAACUUAUCGAUCAUUGCGAUGAAAAUUAUAUUCCAAUGCUUAAGUUUUGUAUGAAUAAAGGGCAUAUACCAUAUCUUUAUGAUUAUGAUAACUAUGGUUCAGAGGGAUACAAGUAUGGCCAACCAAAAAUUGUUAAAGGAUUUGUUGAUAUUACAAAAGACAGGUACAAAAAUAAAAUGAUAUCAGAUAGAAUAUUAUUUGAACGUGAUUUUGAGCCAAUACUUGAUCAUUACUCAAAUACUAAACCAUAUAGAAUUCCUUCCUCAUUCAUUCAUUCUUUGAAUAAAUGGAGUAAAAUAGCCAUUAACAAAGAGUAUAACGAGCAGGAAUAUAUUGACUAUUUCAUUUCGAACGAUUUUCCUCUAAAUCGCUUGAGAACUUGUUUAGUAGAUUUAAUCAAAGAUUUACCUAAAUUAUAUAGUCGCCAAAUAGAUGAAAAAGAAAAUAACGAACGUUUGAUUGAUUACAACUAUUUAUUGCAAAAACAUUGCGCAAAGUUGAUUAAAAUGUGUGAGCAAUACUUGGAACAACAGGCUAAAAACCUUAAGGAAUCUUUAACACUAUAA